Molecule: messenger RNA, 1676 nt
Organism: Amoebophrya sp. A25
Lineage: Eukaryota; Dinophyceae; Syndiniales; Amoebophryaceae
Source: the annotation of a GenBank genome assembly
CACAAUGUCAAUGAAACAAUGAAUUAUAUUAAUCCUCACUGAAGACUUACUAGUUCUACCUUCCAAUUCCUUUAAUUUUCCGCUCUUCGUCUUCGACUUUUUCUUGACCUGUUAUCCCUGCUUGUUCAUGGUUGGAGUUGGACACAAAUACUUCUAAUAGAAAUAGACUCACGCAGCUAUAACUUUUAAGAGAAAUAGAAAAAAUGCCCACCUCCUCUGAUUCGUCCUCUCAGAGCAUUGGUCUCGUGCAUCGCGCUGUGCAUGCCAUGAUCGCGAAAAUCCCCUACCGCGAUGACAACGGUGCUGGCGGCGUGCAUCCUGCUUCCCUGAUUACAUUAAGGCAGCCGAGGUCGCCAAUGAAUGAAUGAAUCAAUCCACCUCCAGAAGCAUCUCGAAUCUGUCCGAUAAGGGGAAAACAGAUCUGGGAUCUAUCUCAACAUGAUGGAUCAGGGUGAGCUCUAAUUACAGUCGAUGCUGACGGAUUUCCGAGUUCACGCAUAGUUGUUCCACGCCAGGUGGCUCCAGAUUUUUCGGAAAUCCGUCUGAAUACAAGAGCCGAGAGCCGCAAAGUAGCUGAGGUACGAGCUAAUCCGCGAGUCAGCGUAUCGUGGGAAGACCAACGCGGAGCUGGAGGCUGGGCCGUCGCCAAAGGCCAAGCAGAGGUUAUUCCGAUAGACAAAGGGCAGCCAGCCAGAGUGGAUAUCGUAGUAAAGUGUCACCGCCUGGAAGCCAUGAGUUACAUUAUGAAUUCUGGACCUCUAUUAGAAUGUUAAUAUUAUACAUAGCACCACUGAUUGGGUCGUUCUCGUUAGACCUCUAGAUGAAGACCACUAUCUAAGUAAAAGUGAACAACAAGACACUAAGUAAAAUAAACAGUUUUGAAGAGCGACAAAGAGUAGUUCGUUGCUUGGAUCUCUUUUUUUUAUUGAUUCAAUUUCAAAACAAAACUACAAAGCUUUGCUUUGUCCUUCUCCCUGUGUCCUUCUAAGUCCAACGAACGAGUGAUGGCUGACGAUCAAGAGGGCUGGAAACCAACUAUACUCGAAAGAACCGGCGACCACAGGGGAUGGCAAUUUGCAAGUGGUUACGCUCAGCUGACAGAUUUAGCGCAAGGAAAAAAAAGGCGCAGUGGGUAGUCUGUAGAUGAAAAAGCUGAUGCCGGUCAUCGGCAAAGUCACCAGCUGUGACAGUAAUGGGAAAGACUACAGGCCAUAUGAUCACGACUCCGCGUGAUCAUGGUGAUUAGUCGCUGCAGGGAGAGGUGCCGCAUAGCCAUAUUAACGGCCAUUUCGAAGAAAGACUCGCGUCAGGCCAAGCUGACUCCAGACACGACGAAUGAAGACGCAGUGGACACGAUAGCCCCAUUGACGGCGCGAGCGUCAUCCUUGUCGGUAAGUAGAGACUCUCAAAUGGGCGUCUCAUGCGUGUUUUCUAUAACCGCAAAGGAGUCCGUCGUGCAGAGCAUGCGAGGAAUCACAUCUGUACUGUGCAUAUUAUAUGCAAAGAUGUUAAGUGACCUGAAGGUAUUUCCAUUGGUACAUUUUCUGGGCAGCGUCGAAGAUGUGCACGAUGACAUCGAGUCCCUGAUCUCAACGGGCAGUCACUUUUUUUAAACACAAAUCAAAAUAUAUCAAAGAAAUUAUGACACAACUCUCUGAAACCCACGAGAGGACAUG